AUGGAUGUUCACAUUUUAACAUUCGUAGUUUGCUCCUUGCUGUUUUCGGCACUUUUUGGUGUGGCUGUGGGAAACUCACUCGACCACGGCUCCCCAUUCAACCACGGCUCCAUUGUUUACACCCGGGAUCAGCUGUUGGGCCUGCGCCACACACCCCUUCUCUGCGUGGAGCGGCCGGAGAUCCCCGAGGAGUUACGGAGGAGGAGAAGAGGAUGCAGAGCGGGAGUGAAGCGCAGGGAGCGGAAAAGACGGUUUAAACCAUGUUUACCGUCUGUCAUCAUGGGGAAUGUAAGAUCUCUCCCAAACAAGAUGGAAGAGUUGACGGCGCUGACCCGACUGCAGAGGGAAUACAGGGAAUGCAGCCUCAUGUGCUUCACAGAGACGUGGCUGACUGAACUUUCUCCGGACUCACACGUAAAUCUGGACGGCUUCCAACUCGUACGAGCGGACCGAAAUGCAACGGAGUGCGGUAAGAAGAAAGGAGGUGGGAUCGCUGUGUUGGUUAACGAUAGAUGGUGCCACCCGGCACACACCAGCGUGAAGGAGAUGCUCUGCACCAGAGAUUUGGAGCUGUUAGCGCUUCAGAUCGGAUCCACACAGUUAUCUCGCAUCUUCAAAGGCAGCACCCCCAAGCCCUCCUCCUCAUCUCCGAGGACUGUUAAGGAGUGGUCCGAGGAGACCAGUGCCAGGCUCAGAGACUGCUUCGAGACUACAGACUGGGAGGCACUCUGCAGCCCCCAUGGCACUGACAUUGACAGCAUGACCCACUGCAUUACGGAUUAUAUUAACUUCUGCGAGGAGAACACUGUGCCCUCCAAGCUGCAUGUGAACAAGCACAAGCCGUGGAUUGAGACAUCUUACCAUGGCGUGAUCACGGAGAACAUGGACACUGUACUGCUGGACCCCCCUCUGGUCGCUCUCGACAAGGAUGCCCCUGUCCCCUAUGCUGGGGAGAUUUGUGCCUUUAAGAUCUACGGUCAGGAUGCUCCAUUUGAGGCGGUGGUGUUGAAUCGCACAUCAGGAGAAGGGGUCCUGAGGGCCAAUAGCCCUGUGGACUGUGAGAGCCAGAAAGAGUACACCUUCAUAAUCCAGGCAUACGAUUGUGGGGCCGGACCCAGCGGGGCAGACUGGAAGAAAUCACACAAGGCGGUGGUUCACAUCCAGGUAGAUGACGUCAACGAGUUCUGUCCUGUGUUUCGAGAGCCACUGUACAAGGCGUCAGUAACCGAAGGCAAAAUAUACGACAGCAUUCUGCAGGUGGAAGCAUGGGACCAGGACUGUUCACCACAAUACAGCCAAAUCUGCAACUAUGAAAUUGUCACUGCAGGGACGCCAUUUGCCAUAGACCGCAAUGGUAACAUCAGAAACACAGAGCGUCUGAGCUACGACAAGCAGCAGAGCUACAAGAUCAUGGUGACGGCCUUCGACUGUGGUCAAAAGAGAGCAAAGGAAGAUGUGGCUGUGCAUAUUGAUGUCAAGCCUGUCUGCAAACCUGGAUGGCAAGGUUGGAACAAGCGGGUGGACUAUGAACCGGGAACUGGAAGCAAGCAGCUGUUCCCAAAGAUGCGCUUGGAAACCUGCGGUGGUCCCCUGUCCGGCGUGAGGGCGAUGGUGGAGCUGCAGACCAAUCACAUCGGGAAGGGCUGUGACCGCGAAACGUACUCUGAAAAGUCUCUGCAAAAACUCUGCGGUGCAGCAUCUGGCAGCACCGACCUCCUUCCUGCCCCCAGCCCUUCCACAAACUGGACAGCCUCUCUGCUGACUGACAGUGGGCGAGACAGUGACCUCAUCUACAGAUUUGACGGACGCCAGGCUGCCAAUGUUCCAGAUCACGUGGUGCCCCAAAAUCUAACAGACCAGUUCACCAUAGCAACGUGGAUGAAACACGGGCCCAGUCCGGGACUCAGAGCGGAGAAGGAAACCUUACUGUGUAAUUCUGACAAGACAGAGAUGAACCGCCACCAUUACUCUCUGUAUGUGCACAACUGCCGCCUGGUGCUCCUGCUCAGGAGAGACUUCACUCAGGUUGACACUUUCAGACCUGCCGAGUUCCACUGGAAACUGGAACAGAUUUGUGACAAAGAAUGGCAUUAUUAUGUUAUCAACGUGGAGUUUCCUGCGGUGACACUAUUUGUGGAUGGUGUGACCUACGAACCCUACUUGGUGACAGAUGACUGGCCAAUCCACGCCUCAAAGAUUGAUACACAGCUGACUGUGGGUGCCUGCUGGCAAGGUGGAGAGGUUGCCACCCCCAGGUUCACUCAGUAUUUCCAUGGCAGCCUGUCAGGUCUGACGAUCCGACCAGGCCGGAUUGAAACCCAGAAGGUUAUCUCGUGCUUGCAGGCCUGUAAAGAAGGACUUGAUAUCAACUCCCUCGAGAGCCUGGCUAAGGACAUAAAGUUCCAUUUCAACCCUGCCCAGUCUGUGCUGGUUGUGGAAGGAGAGGAUGUGGACAGCAUCAACACAGCCAUGACCAAGGUGUCCUACAUCAACUCUCGCCAGUUCCCCACCGCAGGCCUCCGGCGGCUGCACAUCACCACCACAGUGCAGUGUUUCGGGGAGGACACGUGUCUCUCCAUCCCGGACGUCAAGGCAGUGGUUAUGGUGCUGCCGCCCAGUGAACCGAGAAUCACAAUUACAGGAUCUAAUCGACUCGUCAGGCCUGCCGCUGACCUGCAGGGCCCGCUGGGUGUGGCACCCUUCAAGGAGCUUCACAUCACCAGCACCGUAAUGAAGGGAGGCAGCUUCGGUGGAUUCCAUAGGCCGGGUGUGACUGAGGUGAUGCACAACCUGGACUACUGUGACAUCCUGGUCAUUGGAGAGGAACUGAGCCCAGAGAGAGAGAGUCUGGAGAUUCAUCACAACGCUUUGUUGGGAAAACAUCUGGACGCCACCAACUCCACCUCUGGAAUUUCAAUAUAUGGUGUGGACUCCAUGGCUCACUAUGAGCAGGCGCUGAGGCAGGUGCGCUACAGGAACUGGCGACCUGCCACUCUGACUGAGCGCAGGUUCAGACUCACCUGCUCCGAACUCAACGGGCGUUACACCAGCAACGAGUUCAAUUUGGAGGUCGGUGUUCUCCACCACUCAGCGCCUGUGGAACAUGUCAAUCAUAUGGCAGCCCAGCCCCAGUACAUGAGACCUGUCCAUCGCCCGCUCAUGAUACACACUCCAAACUCACACAUGUCAGGAGCAGCGCCACCAGCAGCCACAGCAGUGAUCGUGGUUUGCAUCGCCGCCCUGGUUGUUAUUGUGGUGAUUGGUGUGUACAGGAUCCACGCCACACAUCAGGAGGGGUCCAGAGAGGACGAGGACGAGGUCAAGGACCCCGAGGGGGACUGGGACAAAUCUGCCCUCAACAUCACCGUUAACCCCAUGGAGAACGUGAGAGGAGCUCAAGCUGUGGACGAGGAGGUAAAAGAAGAGAAGCAGGUGGAGGAAGAGGAGGAGGAGGAGGACGAAGAACAAGGAUUGUCGAGUGCUGAGUCAGACAACAGUGACGAAGAUGAAGAGGAGGACGAGGAAGAGAGAGAGGAGAUGAAGAAGAGGAAGCAGAGGGGAAGACUUGAGUGGGACAGUUCCUCCAUAAAAUACUGA
Molecule: messenger RNA, 3597 nt
Organism: Limanda limanda (common dab)
Lineage: Eukaryota; Metazoa; Chordata; Actinopteri; Pleuronectiformes; Pleuronectidae
Product: calsyntenin-2-like
Exons: 21
Coding region: 1-3597 (1198 amino acids)
Biological process (GO): homophilic cell-cell adhesion; positive regulation of synapse assembly; positive regulation of synaptic transmission
Cellular component (GO): postsynaptic membrane; cell surface
Molecular function (GO): calcium ion binding; X11-like protein binding; kinesin binding
Source: RefSeq, a predicted model, not a curated record